AUGCCCACAACCACACUUCGCGAAGGACUGGCUUACACACCACAACCCCUCAAAUUCGGCACCAGCGGUCGCCGCGGACUAGUCGUUGACCUGACUCAGCUAGAGAUAUAUACGAAUGUUCUCGCCGAGAUCCACUAUCUGCAGUCUCUUCCGCUCUCCGAAGGUGGCAUUCAAUCUGGAGAUGACUUUUAUUAUGCAUACGAUCUACGUCCUAGCUCUACAAAAUAUGUAGAAAACAACCGUGGCGGCCUCUGUCAAGCCGUGGAGCAAGCCUUGAAAGAUGGUGGCAUGCGGCCUUUGAAUUUAGGCGCCAUCCCCACGCCAGCCCUGACCUAUUUUGCGCUCCAAAGGGGCAAAGGCAGUAUCAUGGUAACAGGUAGCCACAUCCCAUUUGACCGCAAUGGGUACAAACUCAACACCAGCAAGGGGGAACUUAUGAAGAAAGACGAACAUCCAAUCAAUGAUUUGGUGGCCCUUACUCGGGAAAAGCUGAUGGAACAAGAGUUCUCUGAAUCACUAUUCGACGAACAGGGCAUGUUACGCAACAAACCAUCCACCCUGGAGCCUGUCUUGCCCGAGGCUAGAAGCGCAUAUAUUCAACGAUUCCUAGAUUUCUUCGAAGGCGAGACGUUGCAGGGAAUGACGAUCCUUGCUUACCAGCACUCGGCCGUCGGUCGUGAUCUUUUAGUUGAGAUCUUCGAGAAAUUCGGCGCCAAUGUGAUCCCUGCCGGAAGAAGCGAAACAUUCGUGCCCAUUGAUACCGAAGCUAUCGACCAGGCCCAGCUUGAUGUAGUUCAAAAGCUAUACGACCAAGCCGGCCAGUCAUCCAUCAACGCCAUGAUCUCUACUGAUGGCGACAGUGACCGUCCGCUUCUCCUUGCGCCCAGAAACGGCAAGCUCUGCUUCUUCGGUGGCGACCUCUUAGGCAUGAUAGUCGCACAAUUUCUCCGUGCAGACGCAGCGGUCGUCCCCAUCAGCGCGAACGAUGCAAUUGAUUAUGGAUCCCUGGCCGAAAUCACAGAACCAAAGACCAAAAUUGGAAGUCCCUACGUUAUCGCAGGCAUGCAGCUAGCCAUUGACAAAGGCCGUAGCCAUGUCUGCGGCUGGGAGGCUAACGGCGGCUUUCUCACCGGCUCGGACAUGAAGCGCAACGGGAAAACACUUUCAGCACUCCCUACUCGCGACGCCAUGCUACCUCUGCUUUGCGCUUUGUUUGCGGCCAAGAACGAGCACAUGACACUUCCGGAUCUGUUUGCUACACUUCCUAAGCGGUAUAGUCGUGCUGCGUUACUGAGAAACUUUCCUCGGUCCACGAGCCUGAAAAUCAUAGAGCGAUUUUCUCCUCCUGAUGCUGUCAUGAGGGAUGUCUCGUUCGAUGCAUCUAGCCAGAUAAUCGUGCGGGACUCAAACAACUCCCAACUCGAUACCACAGAAUCUCAUGCAGGUGACAUCAAGAGAAUCCGCUCCGAGCUCGAAAGUAUCUUUUCAUCUGAGCGUGGGUUUGGUCCCAUCGUUCGCAUCAACUAUACCGACGGAGUGCGCAUGUACUUUGGUAACGGCGAUGUUGCUCAUUUCCGGCCGUCUGGAAACGCCGAUGAGCUACGUAUAUACGCCAUUGCGGAUCAGCAGGAGCGCGCUGAUGACAUUGCUGUGCAGGGUGUUGCUGAGCCCGACGGUCUGCUGAGACGUCUUCAAAGCGUUGUUUGA
This is a messenger RNA of Talaromyces marneffei, 1707 nucleotides long. RefSeq lists its product as uncharacterized. Gene Ontology annotation, biological process: carbohydrate metabolic process. The record is from RefSeq and is a predicted model, not a curated record. Gene Ontology annotation, molecular function: magnesium ion binding; phosphomannomutase activity. The transcript has a single exon. The coding region runs from base 1 to 1707 and encodes 568 amino acids. Lineage: Eukaryota; Fungi; Ascomycota; Eurotiomycetes; Eurotiales; Trichocomaceae.